Bombus pascuorum is the source of this 2986-nucleotide messenger RNA. RefSeq names its product short-chain dehydrogenase/reductase family 16C member 6-like. NCBI's taxonomy places the organism in Eukaryota, Metazoa, Arthropoda, Insecta, Hymenoptera, Apidae. Gene Ontology annotation, molecular function: oxidoreductase activity, acting on the CH-OH group of donors, NAD or NADP as acceptor. The record is from RefSeq and is a predicted model, not a curated record. The transcript has 7 exons. The coding region runs from base 195 to 1145 and encodes 316 amino acids.
GUUUAUCGAACACAACCAACACUGAACAAGGAUCUGGUUUCAGUUCACCUUAACUAUCGCUUCCUUCUUUCUCGAUCGCUCACUUUUAACGCAAAAAGAAAAAGGGAAAUAACAAUAAUUCGUAACGGACUAGCUAUUUCACGAAUAAAGAGAGAAAAUCAGUCGCGGGACACCCGGAAGAAAUUUAACUAGACAUGCAAUCAUACUGUGCAAUGCAUCCCAUAAAAGACGAGAUGGUGAUCGUGGGCUCAAGAAUAACAUACUCUUCCUUCACCAUUUGGCUCUUUCUCAGCAUUGAAUUCGUAAUUACUACGUUGCUAUCAAUUUUCCUGAGAAUCCUUAAGAUAUUCAAAUCUCUGCUGCCGGAACCACCGAGAGAUUUGACUGGAGACGUAGUUUUGGUGGCCGGUGCUACUUCCUCUUUAGGCAAAUCCCUCGCGGCUGAAUUCGUGAAAAGCGGGUGUUCCGUUAUCUGCGUGGACAACGAUCACGAGUUAAUCGAGGAAACAGCAUCGAGAUUGAAACAACAGCAUCUCAUCAGCGACGAAGCCAAGCCGAGGGACAGAGAGGACGAUUCUUCACGAUGCAGCUCGACUAUAUCUGCUUACGAGUGCGAUUUCUCAAAUAGAGAUGACAUUAGAAGAACAGCCCAAAAAGUGAAAGACGAUAUCGGAAAGAUCAACACUUUAGUGACCUGUAUUGGCAAUUCGAGCGAGGACAUCUUCGACACGACCAGCAAGACUUUAAUGACUCAUUUUUGGACAGUCCUCGCGUUUCUUCCAAUGAUAUUGGAUCAAAAACGAGCCUAUAUAAUCGGAGUGACCCCAAUCGCAUCGAAUAAAGACGCUUAUCAUGGUUCCAGGGCAGCUGUAAUGAGUUUCAUGGAAUGCAUGUGUCAAGAAUUGAGCCAUCAUAGUAACGAUUUAACAUUUUUGGCAUUCUCUCCAAUUAGAGAAUGCAGUACAUCGAGAGAGAACGAAGAACGAGUGGCCAAGAACAUUGUGAAAGCAGUACAGACCAAUCGGUAUAAUAUGAGCGUCAGCUGGAUAUCCAAAUCGCUGUAUCACAUAAGUUGUAUGAUCUACAACGGAAUAACGUUGCUCACAGAGUGGACCCACUUUCAAGGAUGCGAUUAUCACGCGUAAAUAUGAGCCCUCUCUCGCGUUACGCUCAAUAGAAUUAUUAAAAGGAGGAUGUCUAGAAAUCGCCAUACUACGAUCUACGAUGUUUCAAAGAACAGCCUCGGAAGUUCUCUUAAUGAUUAAAAGAAAAGCAAAGUGCAUGCGUACAAAAUGAAAUUUUAUUCUAAUCUCUCGCGUAUCGUUCGACAAUUCAAAAGUCUACACAAUCGAAGGGAGAGAACAUCGAAAUAGUGACGCAAAGUUUAAAGAAUAAUCGACGAUAAUUACAAAGUUUCCGUAUAUGAGAGAUAUAGUACAAAUUAUAUAUGCAUUAGAAAAGAAAAAAUAACACGUAUGUUAUUAUUAAGUAUUCGGUUGUUUUUGCUUGAAAAACGUUCGUCAAUCAGGAACUAGCACGUCGUAAUGACCGCUGUCCGAAUUACCGGUGAAUAACAGUCUAGCUGUAGCGUAUUGCGAGCUCACAUGAUUGUGAAAUACUCGUUUAAGUUCGGGUCUGUCUUUGAUCUCGCGAUAGAUCGACAGAUUCAUGUUAUACAUCUUGGUGGCGACUGUGCAUUCGAGUUCACUGGCGAACGUGCCCACCAUGUCCAUAUAAUUUUCAUAAGUUUGCCGAUCCGAUAUGUUCCAUUCGGCUAUCACGAAAGGUCCGUACUCGUGCCAAUUUUCCUUGAUGUGUUGCACAACCUGUCGGACAAGAUUCUAUCGUUCGUAGAAAUAAAAGAUGCGAAGGGCAUGCGAGAAAAGACUUAACUGUUCCUUGAAAUCGAACGAAAAAUUCUUUUACUUAAAAGAAAAAUUGUAAUCGAGUAAAAGAAUUUUAAAAGAAAAAUUGUAAUUGAGUAAAAGAAUUUUAAAAGAAAAAUUGUAAUUGAGUAAACGAAUUUUAAAAGAAAAAUUGUAAUUGAGUAAAAGAAUUUUAAAAGAAAAAUUGUAAUUAAGAUAAAAAGGAAGCGUUAAAACGAUUUGAAGAUUCGUAAGAUUCUAUGGGAUAGUUUCUAAAUUAGAAAUUUUGUUAAGAUAAGAAGCUAUAUAGAUACUGAUAGAUAUUAGAUAUAAAUUGCUCGAAGUAAAUGGAGGAUCUUUUGUUCGUCGAAAGAGUUUCCUUCGUUUGAUCAAAUACGGAUCAAAUUUGGUCUCUCUUCGAUGCGUUAAAUAUUCAAUUUUAGUUCCUCUAUAGAACAUUUUUAUAUAUUUUUUAAUAUUCUUUCUAUGGAGUCUUUGAUUAUUUCGAGCAAUUUAUUUUGCUGUACUAUAGAUAUUUUUCAUAGUUUGCCUGAAAGAAUCGCAUAAACGAAAACGAAGCACACCAUUGAUCGCAGAUACCGAUGUUCGUCCUCGUUUUGCCAUAAAAUGUAGCUAAUCGCUCGAAACAUGCAAUUACCAUCGCCGUAAAUGUUUUGCACGCGAAACGUGCCUUCAGCGCACCUUAAACGAGCCGUAUCUGUAACACAAAGAUCAUCGUUUAUAUUCUAUUAUCAAUAAGUAAAACAUGAAAUUUAACACAUUAAAUAAAACACAUCGAUUUACGUUUUAAAUCCUCUUAAGAUAAUAAUAAAUUCUAUUACGAAUAUAAAUCGGACGAAGGUGUGUACCUCUUUUAAAAAAGAUAGAACGCCUGUUUUUAUCUCUUUUAACGCGUGUAUGUGAACAAAAUUGUUCACAGGGGAUCCAAUUAGUUUGUCGGUUCCAAACGGAGUACGUUUGUCGAAUACCGGAAGCGUGGAUGUAGAAGUCUCCGCGGUCCAGGUGCUGUUCGUGUCCGAAUCGAUUAUAUCUUUUCGCAUUCUUAAGCAGCGACGAGCGAUGUACGCACUUGUCUAUUAAUAAAACGUGCAAACAGAUAA